AAUACCUCCUGGUCAUGUUCCUCUCGCCCAUUUGCUCGACGCUACUCCGCCGCCGUCCGUCAGCCAUCUCGCCGGCGCCUCAAGCCACUGAGAUCUCUCCUCCAGAUCUCUUCUUUAAUCCCUCCUACUAAACUCUCCUUUUCUUUUUAGCUUGCAUAGGAACACAACCGAAGUCCGGCCGCAAUCGCUUGCGUCGCCACCGCAGCUUCAAGCGAGGGUUUCUUCUGCUAAAAUUCUUCGCCUUUGAUUAUCACAUCCACCUUCUCCAGUUCACGGUUGUUCUCUGUCGUGGACCAAUUAUCUGCCGCCGCCACUGCUCCUCGUCGACGAAGUCAACGCAGGCCUCCUCCGUUCCUCCCUACUCUUCAGAAGUAGAAACGUUUUCCAUCAUUUUCUAGCAGAGUCACAGCCACUCCUUUAUUUUGAUAGAGAAGAGCAGCAAUCUUUUUCCCUUCUCACGUGGAGCAGCUGCAAAUAUCUUUAGCGUAUGCGAUCAAUUCCCCAGGUGAUCGAAUAUUGAAUUGCAACGGCAAGGAGAGUUCCACAAGGACCUAUUUUGCAAAUUUUUUUGGAUAAAUCGCAGUGGGGAUGGCUUUACCUCAAGCUAUAAAAGCUGGACUUCCCUGCAUGAAUCUUCUUAGAAUGACAGCUGUGCCAAUAUUAGAGCAACUAUAUUUGGAGGAAAGGCUGCUCAGAACCUCAGCAGAGAAUUGGUGCAUCAUUAAUCAUGGGACAAGUCUUCCCACCAUAGUCAUGGGUAUAUCUGGGAGGCCUUCAGAACUUGUUGAACUGAAGCCUGUGCUUCGUGAUCAAAUUCCUGUGAUUAGAAGAUUUUCUGGAGGAGGCACGGUUAUCAUAGACAAUGGCACACUUUUUGUCUCUUUGAUUUGCAACAAGAAUGCUAUUCCGGGGCUGCAACCUUAUCCUCACCCGAUUAUGUCCUGGACUGGGCAGAUGUAUGGUCAGGUGCUUCAUGAGUUUGGUGAUUUCCAUCUUCGUGAAAAUGAUUAUGCAUUUAAUAGUCAUAAAUUCGGUGGAAAUGCUCAGUCCAUAAUUAAAGAUCGAUGGAUCCAUCACACAUCAUUUCUUUGGGAUUAUGAUGCCAGGAACAUGGAAUAUCUUAAACUACCCAGUCGAGCUCCCAAAUACAGAUCGGCACGAUCUCAUGUAGAGUUCUUAUGCCGAAUGAAAAAUUAUGUACCAUCAAGAACAACUUUUAUUGAAGGCACCAUUAAGUCUCUUGGAGGCCACUUCUCGAUUAGACCGUUUGAUCUGGAUGAACUUGGUAGCCUUUCUGGUUCUGGUUCUUUGUCUGGUUCCACCAAACUACUGACGAGGCAAGAAUUGGAGGAAGCAUACUCAUUUCAAUGUGUAGCCGUAAGAUAGUUUUGUGCUUGUUAUCAAAACUAGAUAUUCUUCAUUCUGCACCAUUACUACAAGAAGGAUGAUUUAUUAAAUUUUUAGAAUAAAUUAUUCGAAUUCAUGAGGAUUUUAUUUGUUAUAUGCCAUGUAAUAGGUAGUAACGGUUGCUCCACCUUUUUUUCCCCUUGAAUUAAACAGGAUAAGCUGAUCUGGCAAUAUGUUGAUUGUUUUAACUCCGAGACUGAUGAUGGUUAAU
Molecule: messenger RNA, 1618 nt
Organism: Zingiber officinale
Lineage: Eukaryota; Viridiplantae; Streptophyta; Magnoliopsida; Zingiberales; Zingiberaceae
Product: putative lipoate-protein ligase A
Exons: 6
Coding region: 589-1386 (265 amino acids)
Biological process (GO): protein modification process
Cellular component (GO): mitochondrion
Source: RefSeq, a predicted model, not a curated record